CAAGCUCAUCCACACACCGACGUUGCGCCGCUGAUCGUGCGUGAUGACGACACCUGAAGGCCCUAGCGUAGUGUGUAACGUAACAUUCCAUUGAGAAGAAGAGGGAAAGAUGGCGUCCUCUAACAAUCCUCGCAAAUUUAGCGAAAAAAUCGCUUUGCAUAAUCAGAAACAGGCGGAGGAGACUGCUGCGUUCGAAGAAGUGAUGAAAGACCUGAACAUCACCAGAGCCGCACGGUUGCAGUUACAGAAGACCCAGUAUUUGCAACUAGGGCAGAAUCGUGGACAGUACUAUGGAGGCUCACUGCCCAAUGUCAAUCAGAUUGGAAAUGGCAACAUUGACCUGCCUUUUCAGAACUCGGCGCUGGAUACCAGUCGGACAACCAGGCACCACGGGCUGGUGGAGCGAGUUUACAGAGACAGGAACCGCAUCACGUCUCCUCACCGCCGGCUGCUGUCAGUCGACAAACACGGACGCCAGAUUGACAGCUGUCCCUACAGCUCAGUUUACCUCUCCCCACCGCCAGACACUAGCUGGAGAAGGACAAAUUCAGACUCUGCCUUACACCAGAGCGCCAUGAAUCCAAAGCCCCAGGAGGUGUUCGCAGGGGGAUCGCAGGAGCUGCAGCCUAAACGAGUACUGCUGCUAACAGUGCCUGGGACGGAGAAUUCAGAGUCGAAUGCGGACAACAAGGAUGCGCAGGAUCAGUUGUGGGAUGACAAGAAGGAUGAUUCAUCCAAGGCAUGUGAUGUCCCUGGAAUCAAUAUAUUCCCAUCACCAGACCAGGAGUUGAACCCGUCCGUGCUCCCAGCUGCACACAACACCGGUGGUUCACUUCCUGAUCUGACCAACAUCCAGUUCCCUCCUCCACUCUCCACUCCGCUGGACCCCGAGGACACUGUGGCCUUCCCCUCCCUCAGCUCGUCCAACAGCACGGGUAGCCUGACCACCAACCUCACCCACCUGGGCAUCAGCGCUGCCAGCCAUGGGAUCUCCACUUCCUCUCAGCCAACCAUGACUGUGACGGCACAGCGCCGGCAACCGCCCGUGGUGCCGCUCACACUCACCUCUGACCUCCAUCUCCAACUGUCCCCACAGCAGCUUUCACCCACCCUCUCCUCACCUGUUAACAUCACACAGGCCUUGACAACAGAGACCCUGACGCUGGAGCAGCAGCUCGCCCAGUACCCCCUGUUCAACCAGCUGACGGCCCAGGCCCAGGCUCAGCUGCUCAGUGACCUCCAGAAGCAGCAGCAGGCCCUGUCGCAGGGCAUCCAGCUCAUCACCUUGCCAACUCUGGCCUCCCCUGGUACAGCCACUGCCAGCAGCCCUUCCCCAGACAGCCAGAGCCAAACCACCGCCAGCAUCAGCAUCAGCUCGUAUCGCAAUCAGACUGGCUCACCAGCCACUCAGUCUCCAACCUCCCCAGUCUCCAAUCAAGGCUUCUCCCCCGGCGGCUCGCCUCAACACAUCCCUGUAGUGGGCAGCAUAUUCGGAGACUCCUUCUACGAUCAGCAGUUGGCAUUGAGGCAGACCAAUGCCCUCUCUCACCAGCUGGAGCAGUUCAACAUGAUUGAGAGCCCCAUCAGCUCCACCAGCCUUUACAACCAGUGCUCCACCCUCAACUACACACAGGCAGCCAUGAUGGGUCUCACUGGGAGCAGCCUACAGGACUCGCAGCAGCUCGGCUACAGUAACCAUGGCAACAUCCCCAACAUCAUCCUAACAGUCACAGGGGAGUCUCCGCCGAGCCUCUCCAAGGAGCUGACCAACUCUCUGGCGGGUGUCGGUGAUGUCAGCUUCGAUGCGGACUCUCAGUUUCCUCUGGACGAGCUGAAGAUCGACCCGCUCACGCUGGACGGACUGCACAUGCUCAACGACCCCGACAUGGUGCUGGCAGACCCUGCCACCGAGGACACGUUCAGGAUGGACAGGCUGUAAUGCGAGAAGCUGACUAUGGCUGAGAACAAGAAGAAAAAAAACACACUAACUUGUGAAUGGAGAGAAUCAAAGGGCAGGAUGAACCCUCUCCCUCGUUGCAUGGCCGUCCAGCUGUCCGACCUCGCCCUCAACUCCGUGAAGCCCUUUGAAACGAUGCGCCACCAAAAGACAACAGGGAAAAAGACAUCCAGUGGCUUGCAGGGGAAUGGCCUUGCUGUCGUUUUGAAUGAGAUUGGUCGCUCAGCGCUUUCGCUAGCCUGCUGUGUUUACAGUGUACCAUUACAUGCCACAUAUAUUCCAAAAAACGCACAUUUGACUUUUUUUUUUCUUUUCAUAUCCACUUUAAUAUUUGUUUUGUUGAUAUUUGCUCGUAGCAGGAAGCUGCUAGGACAUUGGGCUAAACCGCUCCCGUUAAAAUGGCUGUGCUUAAAAAGAAAAACAACAGAAGCCGGUUUGCUUGUACCCUGCAAUCAAAUGAUCGGUUUUCCCAUCAUGCCGUAACGGCUUUCUAUUUCACACUCAAAGCUUUAUUUUUGACAACCAAAUGUUCUUUUCAUCAUGUACUGUAUGUGUUAAUGCUUUAUGUAUUUAUAUGUUCUAUUUAUUUAUUUAGUUAAAGAUUUUAUAUAUGAUUUCAUAAUUUAAAUUUGAUGCCAAAAUGCUGUCUGUAGGCAUAGUGUAAAAUUGCACUGAUGUAAUUUGUGUCUAUUUAUUGAUUACUAACAUAUUUAUAUAUGUGUUUGUUAAGCUACUUGGUUAAUGAAGGAGUGCAAAACCUCCCCAUAGUUGCUCUUGUGUGUGUUCGUUGUGCCAUUUUCUGAUGUAGGACGCGGUAGACGUUGCCAUGCUGCAGCCCAGCGGUCAAAUCAAAAAUAUCCUAGUUUUUAGCACAGCUCCAGGAAAUGCUGCAUGCUCCAGAAAUGGGUUGGUUUUACGCCACUUGAAUUAACUUUUUCUGAGAAAAUCAUCAGGUAUUUCUAUUAAAGUAGAAAGCAAGACAAAA
Molecule: messenger RNA, 2942 nt
Organism: Acanthopagrus latus (yellowfin seabream)
Lineage: Eukaryota; Metazoa; Chordata; Actinopteri; Spariformes; Sparidae
Gene: crtc1b
Product: CREB regulated transcription coactivator 1b
Exons: 14
Coding region: 110-1939 (609 amino acids)
Biological process (GO): protein homotetramerization; positive regulation of transcription by RNA polymerase II
Cellular component (GO): cytoplasm; nucleus
Molecular function (GO): cAMP response element binding protein binding
Source: RefSeq, a predicted model, not a curated record